AGAGAGAAGAAGAAACGUGACAGGGCAUGACUUUGUCAAGCUUGUUUUGAGCAAAAUAUUUUGCCAUUCACCUGAAUCGAUGAACUGCCUCGCCACCAAAAUGUCUCUUCUCAGAGCCGCCAGACUCAACGUAAACACUCACGUGUUGUGUAGAAAUAUUAUAGCGCGGUUUGCAUCCAGUCAUACCGAUGGAGAGACGCGGAUCAAGCGAAUAUUACAAGAGAAGUUUCCCCACGCUUCGUCGCUCAAAGUUGUGGAUAUAUCCGGAGGUUGUGGUGCAAUGUAUGAAAUACACAUCGAGUCUGAUGAAUUUAGAGGAAAGAGAACAGUUCAACAGCACCAAUUAGUAAAUCAGGCUCUGAAAGAUGAAAUUAAAGCCAUGCACGGUCUGCGCAUAUUCACUGAUGUUCCUGGAAAGUAAAUGAUUCUCACAUCAUGUUUGUCAUUGUUAUCUCACUGCAACAAUAUAGUACACACUUCAAUCUGUCUUUUUUUGUUGUUAAAUUAUACAGAUUUAUAAUAGUGUUUGAUGCCAGGCAAAUGCUUUAUAUAUUUUAUGAAUGGAUAUGGUCCACAAAUCCUGUAAUGCGCACAAAAUAAAAUAACUGUGUUUUUGUCCUGUAAAUGAGUAUGUGUAAGAAUUUGUCAUUGAAAGCCAUUCAAAUAUAUCUCUGCUCAUUUCUCUGUUAACUUGUGUGGCACAAGCCUAAUGUAUUGUUUUGUAUUAUGUGUCAAACUCAGACAUACUUAUUAAAUAGGUCAGUGUUUCAUUGCUUUUUA
Xyrauchen texanus (razorback sucker) is the source of this 780-nucleotide messenger RNA. RefSeq names its product bolA family member 3 (gene bola3). Bases 80 to 421 code for a protein of 113 amino acids. Lineage: Eukaryota; Metazoa; Chordata; Actinopteri; Cypriniformes; Catostomidae. The record is from RefSeq and is a predicted model, not a curated record. The transcript is spliced from 4 exons.